Messenger RNA from Rotaria sp. Silwood2, 1596 nucleotides. NCBI's taxonomy places the organism in Eukaryota, Metazoa, Rotifera, Eurotatoria, Philodinida, Philodinidae. The record is from the annotation of a GenBank genome assembly.
AUGCCCGAAAAUACUCAACCUGGAAAUCUUGUUGCACGUCUUCAAAUAACUGGUACAUUAUCAGAAAUUUCAACUCGACUUGUGUAUAAUAGUUCUGAUGUUAAAACAAAUGGAACGAAUUAUUUUAUCUUCAAUUUUACUGAUCUUUAUUUACCUCUUGAUUAUGAAUGGUGGACAUCAAAUGGUUAUCCAAAUCCAUUUCGUUUUAUUGUUGAAUGUACAAUAUUAUAUGAUAAAUCAAAACAUGAUAUCGAUUUUCAACUUGAUCUUAUUGAUGUUAAUGAUAAUUCACCAAUAUUUUCUCAAUCAAUUUAUUAUUUUAAUCUAACUGAAACAACAUCAAUUAAUACAAUUAUAUUAACAGAUAUUUCUGCUCAUGAUUCCGAUUCAGGUGUAUCUGAAACAUUUUCUUAUUAUUUAUUGAAUAAUUCAUCAAUCUAUCCAUCCUAUUUUCAAUUGAUAAGUUCAACAAAUGCAAGUCUUGUUUUAGUUCAAACACUUGAUUAUAAUUCAAUGUUAGAAAAUUUGAAUUUAACAAUUGUUGCACAAGUAAAUAUAAUUUUAUGAAAAAGAAGAAAAACCGAAUUUUAUUUAUUACGAUAAUGAAAAUCCAUCAUUGUCGUCUCAAGCAAUUAUUUCAAUUCAUUCAAUUGAUAUCGCUAAUUUAGAUCCAAGGUUUUAUAUAUCAACAUCAUAUAGUCUUAAUAUUUCAAUUAAUAUAGAAAUCGUAUGUUUCAUUUUGUUGUUUUGUUUUUGUUUAAGGCCACCCCCCCCCCCCCCCCUCAAAAAAGUCACUUUUCGUCAGAAUCAUCGAAAUUGAGAUAAAUGCAUAGGGAAAUAGCCCGCCAUCUGCUCUUUCAUAAACGAAAAAAAUUUUUAUUCGGCACGUCCUUUUUUCCAAGAAUUUUUGAAGAUUUCCGUCAUCCCCUAUUCGAAAAAUAAGCUGUUUUUGAAAAAUACAAAAAAUCUUUUUUGUUUUUUCUCGUUUUAUAGGUUUUCGAUCGUAUCUCCAAGAUUUCUCGAAGGAGCUUCAUUGUAGCCAAUAACUUUUUUUUUGUUUGAAAGCUCGUGUUUAGGGCUAGCGACUCUCGUGGCCCUUUUUUUUAAAUAAGCUUUUUUAUUAUCAUAUAAGAAAACACCUUUAUAGAAACAGCGCCAUUUUUUUAGGGGUUUUUUGAGUCAUUGAACUUGUCAUCCCUUUUCUUCGCUUAAAAAGUAAGAAUUUAAAAAAAAGGGCCACGAGAGUCGCCAGUCCUAGACACAAGCUUUCGAACAAAAACAAGUUUAAAUGUAUAGAAUAAAGGCCCACAGAGAAAUCUUGGAGAUACUGAUGAGCUAUUUUUGACCCUUGUUUGGUGAAUAUCUCCGUCAAACGUCAAGAUAUAGGGCUGAAAAUUUUAUCAUAGCCAUGGUUCACCAGCCCCAACAUAUCCUGAAAGUUUCAUGCAAUUCGGAUGUUCCUGGCCUAAGAUCGAUUUUUGAGGGGGGGGGGUGGCUUUAAGGCAAGGGGGAAAAAGCAGAUUUUGGCGUCCAAAAUCUUUCAAAAUCUUCAAGAUCUUUCAAAAUUUUUCAAAGUCUUUUGAUUGUUUUUAAUAU